This is a messenger RNA of Phymastichus coffea, 5023 nucleotides long. It is a transcript of the gene Klp31E, whose product is annotated as kinesin-like protein KIF21A. Lineage: Eukaryota; Metazoa; Arthropoda; Insecta; Hymenoptera; Eulophidae. The transcript has 18 exons. Gene Ontology annotation, biological process: microtubule-based movement; mitotic spindle organization. The record is from RefSeq and is a predicted model, not a curated record. Gene Ontology annotation, molecular function: microtubule binding; ATP binding; microtubule motor activity. Bases 338 to 4873 code for a protein of 1511 amino acids.
ACGUCGUCCGUCAUAUUGUUGAGCUGGCGCGUGAAAGCCCAGAGGAAAAAAAGGCCCGAAAGAUGUCUGCCAUAUACGGACGGGUUGUUCGAGGAGGGAGUAGCGGAGGGGAGCGAUGCGGUCGGUGCUGGCGCGACUAGCCGAGCGAAACACAGACGAGCAGGCAGUCUACUACACGCAGUAGUGUGGCGUGUGCGGAGCGCCAGUUACGUCGAGAUGCGUGAUCCGGACUUGCUUUGACAGUAUUUUUCUUCUCAAACGGCACGUCCGAAGUUGUGAUCACCAUUCGACUUUAACGAUAGGAACAGGCUACAGUAGCGGUGAGGGCAGUGCAGCGAUGGCUGACGACUCGAGUGUACGCGUCGCAGUGCGGAUCCGGCCGCAGAUAGCACGCGAGGUGAUCGACAUGUGCCGGAUCUGCACGCAGGUACCGGCGGGUGAGCCGCAGGUGUUCCUGGGCCCGGACAAAGCCUUCACCUACGACUACGUGUUCGACACGAGCUCGGACCAAUGCUCGAUCUACGAGACGUGCGUGGCGCGGCUGGUGGACGGCGCGCUCGACGGCUAUAACGCCACGGUGCUGGCCUACGGACAGACUGGUUCGGGCAAGACCUACACCAUGGGCACGGGCUUCGACGUGGAGAUCGACGAGCACGUGGUUGGCAUCAUCCCCCGGGCCAUCAAGCACCUCUUCGACGGCAUCGCUCAUAAGCAGGCUCGCGCCCGCGAGCGCGCCCAGCUGCCGCCCGAGUUCAAGGUGAGCGCGCAAUUCCUGGAGCUGUACAACGAAGAUCUGAAGGACCUGCUGGAGCCGGGAGGUCCGCGGGGCGGCGCCCGCAUCCACGAGGACACCGCGGGCAACAUCCACCUCGCGGGCGUCGAGUGCCGCGUGGUGACGAGUCCGCAGGAGGCCCUGGAGUACCUGCGCCUGGGCGCGCUGUCUCGCACUACCGGCAGUACGCAGAUGAACACUCAGUCGUCGCGCUCGCACGCCAUCUUUACGCUGCACGUCAAGCAGCAGCGCUGCAUCCACGUGGAGGACCCGGACGCCGACGUGGACACCGCUGGCGACAACAUGGACAGCGAGUUCGAGACCCUCACGGCCAAGUUCCACUUCGUCGAUUUGGCCGGCUCGGAGCGGCUGAAGCGCACCGGCGCCACGGGCGAUAGAGCCAAGGAGGGCAUCUCCAUCAAUUGCGGCCUGCUGGCCUUAGGCAACGUCAUUUCGGCGCUCGGCGACAAGACCAAAAAGGCCCUCCACGUGCCUUACCGAGACUCCAAGCUCACCAGACUGCUGCAGGACUCCUUGGGCGGCAACAGUCAGACCGUAAUGAUCGCCUGCGUCUCGCCCAGCGACCGCGACUUCAUGGAGACGCUCAGCACCCUCAAGUACGCUAAUAGGGCGCGGAACAUCAAGAACAAGGUGACCAUCAACCAGGACAAGAGCUCUAGGACCAUCGCCUCGCUCAGGCGCGAGAUCCAGCAGCUGCAGAUGGAGCUGCUCGAGUAUCGACAGGGUAAACGAGCGGUGGGCGAGGACGGAAUGAACGACGCCUGGCACGAGAACCAAAUGCUCAACAGCGAGCUGCAAAGCCUGCGCACGCGGGUCAAAGCUCUGUCGGAGACCGUGGAUGCUUUGACGGCUAAGAACUCGCUGCUGCUCGCGGAGAAGGCGGCAGGCCAGUGGCUGUCGUCGGGCGCCGCCGCCGCCGCCGGCGGCGAUGUCACUGGCCUCGUACAGGGCUACUUGCAAGAGAUCGAGGAGCUGCGGGCGAGAUUACUCGAGGCCGAGGCGCUUUAUCAGCAGCUCAAGAAGAGGCAGAUGCAUCAAUCUUUCGGGAUAGACGCUUCGCUCGAAACUAGUAUGCAGGUUAGCGCCGCGGGUAAUCCCUACACCGUCUCCGACAUGUCGCACGUUUUACACAGCGAUUCUUCCUCGGUGCUCAUUGAAGCGAAACGAGAAUUACAAAAAGAGAAGGCGCUGCUUGCCAGCCUCAAACAACAAACGCAAACUAUCAGCAAUAAAGAUGGGGAAGAUGCGGAGAUGGAAGACGCUGAGAACGGGCAAGAAUCUAUGAGCGAAGACGAGUCUGACGACGAUUCCGAUCGUAAAGAAGAGGAUGAAGAAGAGGAAGCGAUAGGUCGUGAAUUGGAGAACCUUACCUCUAACAUAGAUGUGAAGCAACGGCUGAUUCAAGAGCUUGAAUUGUCUCAAAGACGACUGCAAACAAUGAAGCAACAUUAUGAAGAUAAACUCGCUCAAUUACAGCUGCGUAUCAAAGACACCCAAGAAGAAAGAGACAAGGUUCUAUCCUCUCUCCAACAAAACUCGUCGGCGCCAACAGAAAAGGUCAAAAAACUACGUGACGAGUACGAAAAGAAGCUCGCGACAAUGCAAAAGGAAGUCAAGAUGUUGCAAUCUGCUAAAAAGGAGCACGCUAGGCUUUUAAAGAGUCAAACACAGAAUGAAAAUAGACUGCGAGGGUUGAGAAAUGAACUGGCAGAAAUGAAACGAGCAAAAGUGAAGCUGCUGAACAAGAUGCGCGAAGAAGCGCAGCGUCACAAGGAAAACGAGCUCAAACGCAACCGUGAAAUCGCUCAGCUGCGAAAGGAAAGUCGUCGCAACGCCAACAUGAUUAGAACUCUGGAGGCCGAGAGACGAAUGAAAGAAGUUGUACUCAGGAGAAAGCAAGAGGAAGUCACCGCACUGCGAAAGAGAGACCGGGGAUUAAGUCAGAAAGCCGCGGGUCGAACAGCCGUAGCUAAAGCGCCAAACCCCAAGGCACUGAAACAACGCUGGCAGACUUUCGAGAGGACCAUCACAAAGCAGGCGUUGGCUAAACAAGCCGCUGCUGAGACGGAAAAAGAGAUGGAGCGAUUACUGCAGGAAAGGGAGGAACUCGGGAGAGAACUCGAGAGACUGAAAAAACAAAAGCUCGUCAUUGCCUCGAUGAAGGACGAUACAGCGGAUAUCGACGAGGAAAUCGACAACGUUACCAGCAAAAUUAGUUACUUACAAGACAGCAUAUCAGAGUGCCAAAGAGCGAUGGUGGAGAUGGGUGACAACGACGGUGAGGCGGACGGUGAUUCGGGUAUGGAAGCCUUAUUGAACACAAUAAGAACAGUUGACGAGGCACAGUACCUAAUGCAACGAAUGCUGGCUUUUACCAUCGAGCAAAGUUACAUCGCUGCUCAGAAGCAGCUCGAAGUGCGCGACAUGGAAACUCGACUGAACCAGGUCGCACAAGAAAGCGAUGUUCAGCAUCAGCUUCUUGAACAUGUACUUAGAGAUAGAGAUCUGCUGUCGCUUACCAAUAGUAAUGUCACGAACAAUUCAACUACGGCCUACAGUCCUCCUAGCUCCAGGAGUUCUUCCCCAGACAAUAGCGAAAACAUGACGCAAAGCAUAGGUCCAGACGAUAAGCCAAGAAGUAUCAAGGUGCGACGGCGAACGACGCAGCCGCAGGAGCUUUUGUACGGAACGAACGCGGAUAAUCAAAAGAACGAGGAUCAAAAUCAAAAUCAUAACCAUCCAUUGACGAGGGUUCCCAGUGCACCAGGCAGUCUCAAGGGUUUGGUACUCGCGAGGAAUCAGUAUGGCAGUGGGUUGAUUGGUUCGCCAACGCUGAGUCGUCGCGACAGCACGUCACCACGGCCCCUACGCAGAGCCCUACACGCAGGUGGCGGUUCCAUGGAGCAGGUAGCCCACAUGGACACCUCGUCGCCGCCAAGUUCACCGAUGACCUACAGGAGAUUUAAUAGUCGAGAAGAGAAUGUUUUCUCGAGACUAACUGCGAGCAGGCAAACUCUACAUGUCGAGCACCAGCCAACUAAAGGAGUCAUCUCCAACUAUCAGGGAAAGGUCGUACCUAGAGCAAUACUGCAGUGUACUCAUGUCGCCGAAGGCCACAGUAAAGCCGUCCUGUCAAUUUGCGCAACCAAUGAUUUACUCUUCAGCGGCUCCAAAGAUCGAACAGUCAAAGUGUGGGAUCUAGGAACGGGAAUCGAGAGCAUGUCUCUAGGCGGACACCCAAACAAUGUAGUAGUUGUUAAAUACUCGGCGGUCAAUCGACUAGUGUUUAGCGUGUCGCUAGCCUACGUGAAAAUUUGGGACCUGCGCUCAGGCAAUAGCUGCAUAAAAACGUUAUUCUCAUCGGGACAGGCGCAGAGUGGCUCUCUCAACAUUUCGAAUACGACGAGGACGGUACAGUUGCCCGUCGGAGAGACAACGAUCAACGAUGUAGCUCUCGGCCUAGACGAUCGCGAGCUGUACACAGCCUCGAGCGACAAAGUGCGAAUUUGGGAUUUGCGCAAGAUCGCCUAUGUAGGAAAAUUAAGUACCCCGCAUUCCGCAGCGGUUAUGUGCCUCAGUGCCACCGAGGACGGUAGAGUAAUCACCGGUAGCAAAGAUCAUCUCAUCUCCAUUGUUGAGCCCAACAUGUCUGGUCAGUCAUUCAGUCUAUCACCUCCACAUUACGACGGCGUCGAAUGCUUGAGUACCUACGGAAACAUAUUAUUCUCUGGAUCACGAGAUAUGUGCAUCAAACGCUGGGAUCUGGGUAGAAUGGAGAUCGUCCAGUCUUUGAACAAUGCCCACAAAGAUUGGAUCCAAGGAUUGUGCCUUAUUAAUAGCGGGUCGGUCAUGAUAUCUGGCUGCCGCGCUGGUAUGCUAAGAGCUUGGACGGUGCCGAACUUUGGUGAUCAGAUGGGCGAGUGUUCGCUUCUAGGCGAGGUGCGUGCCCACACCUCAGCCAUCAACGCUACUGUCAGCAACCAACAACAUAUUUUCACCGCCAGCAGCUCUGGGGAAGUGAAGCUGUGGCGCAUACCUGAUUCUUCUUUGACCAUGUCCACGUCCACAGUUUCUUUAUAACUUGAUCCGCUUGAUCUCUAUCUCUUGUGAUGGCACAGUGAGGCUUUGGAGCUACAACAAGAGAGACAACCGGACUUUCCAAAGGAGCAUCUCGCUAAAAUGCUAGCACACGAAGUAUUUCAUUUAUGUAGUGAUAUUACUCGUUUAUUU